CACGAGGCGCGAGGGAGAGCGCGGGCCCCAUUGUCUCCCCGGGUAUAUAAGAUGUCUGGGGCCGGUCGUGUGCCAAACUGCCUGCUCGCGCGACUCCACCGCGGCCGGGAUCACUCCCCAGACAAGAGGGGUCGCGUGGCCUCCCGCCUCGACGGGACUCCCGAGAAGGAAGCCGCGGACACGGAGCCCGUGGGUGCCUCUGCGAGAUGUCCUCCUCUGCCCUGGAGACCAGCUCCUCUGACCUGGACAACAGCAGUGAGGUGUCCUUUUGCCUCACAGAUGAUGAAGUCAGCAGCUUCCAGAUCCCUUCUUUGGCUUCUCCCGGGCAUGUCUCUUCCCCAGAGUUCAGCCCAGUCAAAAGGGAAGAAGAGAAAGAACGGAAGAGGCGAAGAGGCCGCACCAAGGUCAAGAAUGAAGCUGUCCUUCACACCAUCAAGAAGACCAGACGGGUGAAGGCAAACGACAGGGAGAGGAACCGCAUGCAUAACCUCAAUUCAGCCUUGGAUGAGCUCAGGAGUGUCCUGCCCACCUUUCCUGAUGACACCAAGCUGACCAAGAUUGAAACCCUGCGCUUUGCUCACAAUUACAUCUGGGCCCUCUCAGAGACACUGCGGUUGGCUGAUCAGCGCCUCCAGAAACCACCCAAGGACAUGGUUCUGCCCAGCUUCUUGAGCUCUGCGGACCAUCCUCCCAGCCCUGGCAGCGAUGCCGGCUCCUGGAUCUCCACAUCCUCUCCAGGCACUUCUUCUUCCCUGUCUGCCUGCACCUCCAGCCCUAGCAGCCCAGCAUCCUCUGAAGACUAUUGUUACAGACACACUGAGAACCUCUUCUCCUUCCACAGCCUCCCUAAAGACUUGUUGCAGAACACUUCCUGCUUUAUGCAGUACCACUAGGCUGUGAAGGCAGUUUGUACAUUGAAAGGAAAAUCCCUAAUGAUCAGUGCUCUUAUUCUUGUUAGAUUGUUCUAGUUGAGUUUUACAACCAGAGUAACUUUCUGGGCUACAGUUUCCAGAAUCCCCCUUGUUGAUGGAGGGAUUCUAGGAGCUGUAGCCAAAACGAUACUCUUCCAAGCUCUUCAUUUUAGGUAUUCACACAAAGCAAAGGAGCUGUGCUUUGGUUUUUAGAUCAAAGCUCCUUUGAGUUGUCACAAACGGGUUUGGUUAAAACAGAUAAAAUAAUAACCUGGACUUUAAUAUAGUCUUUUUGAACAAAUAAUCAAUUGAUGAUUGUGCCAGCAGGAACCAUUUAUGUUAUCUCCCCAUAUCCCAACCCCAUUUGCUUACUAAGAAUUUGCUUUUUUCCUCUUCCUCCACCCACUCUUUUUUGUUUCGAUUUUUUGGCACUUUGUUUCUUUCCUUUCCAUUGACCUGAGCUCUUAGGCAUCAAUAUGAUUUUGAAAAGGGAAGAAUAGGGACAGAUUUGCUGCUACAGACAAGGUGAAAAGUCAAUUUUACAAUUUGUAGAACUCUAAUGAAGAAAAAUGAGCAUGACAAUUUGGUUUGAAUGCCCUGACAAUACAUUCAAAAGGCUUAGGGAGGGCUGAUUCGGCUGGGUGCGCAGGGUCUCCUGUUAGGGACUUAGCAGACCAAAUUCUCAAUAAAUUCAAAUGGCUCUGGAUGGAGCUUUGCUUCUCCCUGACAGGGCUCUGAAUCUGACAUGAUCAGUCCCUAAACAGGGCAGACAAGGAACUAGGUUCAUGCAUUAUGGAUCAUGACCUCCUUUGCUUCUGUCUUGUUUUCGAGUAGGACUAGAUGUGAGGCAUUCAAUGUCUGUGUCUGAUGCUAGUUUAAUUUAUUCCAGGACGUUCAUUCAUAUGAAAGCUGUAUUUUUGUACAUAAAGAGAUUUAUUCUUAUUAUUAUGUGUGCAUUAUCUUAAAAUGAGAUGCUGUUCUUUUCAUGUGGAAAAUGAUGUAAAUAAAUAUUUUUAAUAUUUGUAAA
Molecule: messenger RNA, 1938 nt
Organism: Anolis carolinensis (green anole)
Lineage: Eukaryota; Metazoa; Chordata; Lepidosauria; Squamata; Anolidae
Gene: neurog1
Product: neurogenin 1
Exons: 2
Coding region: 207-893 (228 amino acids)
Biological process (GO): positive regulation of transcription by RNA polymerase II; sensory organ development; axon development
Cellular component (GO): nucleus
Molecular function (GO): E-box binding; DNA-binding transcription factor activity, RNA polymerase II-specific; protein dimerization activity
Source: RefSeq, a predicted model, not a curated record